GGCACUGCAUCAAACUCUCUCUCACCUCCACCUGUCUCUCUAUCCCUCUGUCCCACUGCACAGGUCUCUCUGUCAGACUGUGCCUAUUUGUCUUUCUCCAUCUUUAAACCUGACUCCUUUACUUCUCUGCUGGAAACACUGCUGUUUUUGAAGAUGUCUAAGGAGGAGCAUGUUCUUGGCGAUGUUGAGGAGUAUUUUCAGGAACCCGGUCCAACUGUCACAUUCAGCAACUUGAUCUACUGUGUUCAGGACAAGAGGUUGUGUUUUAAGAGUGGUCCUGAAAAAUGCAUCCUCAACGAUGUAAGCGGCAUCAUGAGACCUGGGAUGAAUGCCAUUAUGGGUGCAACCGGAAGUGGUAAAACAUCACUUCUGGAUGUAAUCGCAGGAAGAAAAGACCCAGCUGGACUGAAGCAGGGACAAGUGUUGGUGGCUGGAAAAGCUGUCUCAUCUGAACUCAGGCUCAGCUCUGCCUAUGUGGUCCAGGAUGAUAUCCUGAUGGGCACUUUGUCUGUGAGGGAGAACCUUCUGUUCAGUGCCAACCUGCGCCUCAACCCUCGUGAUCACUCCACCGCUGAUAAAAACAGAAGAGUAGAUGCCAUCAUACAAGACCUGGGCCUGACAGACUGUGCAGGUACAAAGAUAGGAACAGAGUUUCUGCGUGGUGUAUCUGGAGGGGAGAGGAAGAGGUGCAGUAUCGGGAUGGAGCUCAUUACCUUGCCUUCUCUGCUCUUCCUGGAUGAACCGACCACUGGACUGGAUUCUAACACUGCAAACUGUAUCAUCAAUCUACUGUACAGACUGUCAAGAAGAGGUAAGACUGUGAUCUUCUCCAUCCACCAGCCACGCUACUCCAUCUUCAGAAAGUUUGACCAUCUGACUCUGAUGCAUAAAGGCGAAAUGGUGUACGCAGGAGCAGCAGACCAUACACUGGAAUACUUCACACACCUUGGCUACCAAAUUGAGUCCUUCGACAACCCUGCUGAUUUCUUCAUGGACAUCACAAAUGGAGAGGCAAAAUCAACACUAGAAACCCUUACUACAGCAGAUUGUAAAAACACAUUGGCAACCAAGUACCGCCAGUCCCAGCUGUGCCAGAAAGUGCUUGAGGAGUUGAACGUGGACAAGAGCCUUGCUGAAGGGGUCAAAUGUCAAGACGAGCCCGUAGACUACGUUACAUCUUUCAGCUAUCAGAUGCGUGUGGUGUGUGGCAGGACCGUGCUGAACAGUCUGAGGAACCCCCAGACGUCUUACGCUCAGUUAGCUCUCAACAUCUUCUUUGCGCUUCUGGUGGGACUCAUUUAUUACCAAAUGCCCUUAACACUGCCCGAGGCUGUACAGAACAGGGGUGGAGCGUUCUUCUUCCUUAUCAUCAACAUGGUGUUUGGGAAUCUCUCUGCUGUUGAACUCUUUAUCAAUGAAAGGGCGAUAUUCAUUCACGAGAACUCCAGUGGCUAUUACCGUACUUCUGUUUACUUCCUGUCCAAGAUCUUCGCUGAUCUCAUCCCCAACCGCAUCAUCCCCAUCUUUAUUUUUUCAGCCAUCGCCUACUAUAUGAUGGCAUUGAACCCUGCCUUUGUGGCCUUCCUGUGUUUCGCGCUGACCAUGUCUCUGGUCAGUCUGGCGGGAGUUGGUCUGGCCUUCCUCGUGUCAGCGAGCGUAUCUUCAUUUGCCAUGGCUAACAUCCUCAUUGCUCUACCCUUCGUCUUCAUGAUGGUCUUUGGUGGUUAUCUUGUCAAUCUCAACAGCAUGCUGAUCUGGCUCUCCUGGCUGAAAUGGAUCAGUAUAUUCAGAUAUGGACUAAAUGCUGCAUUCAUCAAUGAGUUUUCAGGACAGUUUUUCUACAGCAACACCACCAAGGUCCCAGGGGAGGUGUUUCUGGAAAUGCAGGGCCUUGACUACUCCGUGUGGGGCUUCUGGCAGAACCAGGUCGCUCUGCUGGGAAUCAUCCUGGUCUGCAUGUUCCUGGCCUACGUACAGCUGAGACGAAUCAACCGUUGGAAAUAAUGAUCGUCCAUCUGUUAAUGUAUCCCUCAAGCACGCACUGAUUCUUAUUUAUGUAUACAUUCAUUUUGUGGGAAAAUAACUUACUUGAAUAUGUAAUAUGAAUUAACCUUUUUGAUGGGAUUAUUUCAAUUACUAUUUAAAAUAUUUGUUGAAGAUCAUACAUGGAAUAUCUCUUACUCGCUCAAAUAGAUAAACAAACUCACGUGUUGUAACAUUAGUAACAGAGGAAGUUAAGCUGCCACUAAGCACACACUAGGAGGAAAUCUAAUUCCCUACAAAGCUACUUACAUUGAGUGAGACAACUUUGGGCACAUUGAAGAAAAGAUGGUAACAAAUUCUAAAAAUAGUUGUUUUUUACAGUUCUCCAGUAAAAAAUGGAACAAUUUUCUUUUUAUUCAUGCCUUGCAGAGACAGGUAGAGAACUAUUUUCAGUCUAAUACACCACAUUUGUUACGUUUUUCCUGUUUGAAAAAUAUAUAUUGAUAACUUAUCAACAAAAAAUAUGAACAUAAACUCACAGGAUCCUUGCUGUAAAUCUUGAUCAUAGUGCAUGAAAAAAGAGUUGCAUUACAAAUAAAGCAUUCAGAAAUCACAUUUCCCUGGCAUUAAGGUUGGAAAAUCAUCUUAUACUACUCUUUCCACGGUAUCAAAGAUACAUUCUAUUAAAUGUUGCUCAAGCUCCAGCUAUAAGCUAUAUAUUUACAUUAAAUAAAGUGAAAUAAUCAAA
This is a messenger RNA of Eleginops maclovinus (Patagonian blennie), 2731 nucleotides long. RefSeq names its product ATP-binding cassette, sub-family G (WHITE), member 2b (gene abcg2b). NCBI's taxonomy places the organism in Eukaryota, Metazoa, Chordata, Actinopteri, Perciformes, Eleginopidae. The record is from RefSeq and is a predicted model, not a curated record. Gene Ontology annotation, molecular function: ATP hydrolysis activity; ABC-type transporter activity; ATP binding. Gene Ontology annotation, biological process: transmembrane transport. The transcript has 15 exons. The coding region runs from base 154 to 2004 and encodes 616 amino acids. Gene Ontology annotation, cellular component: plasma membrane.